UAAACCUAAAAAAAUUAAAAGAGCAGCCUAUCUCCCUGUUCGCUCCUCCAUCUUCUAAACCUAAAAAACGACUGACGGAUCUUCUUUCUUUCAUUCUACGAAUCAGCACAGCAGGGAGGGAAGGUAAGGUUCAAUCAGCCAGCCAGCCAGCAAGCAAGCAGGGAAGAUGUUUUUCCAUAUUGUCCUUGAGCGAAACAUGCAGCUUCACCCUCGCCACUUUGGUCGUGACCUUCGCGAAAAGCUUGUAUCAAAGCUUAUGAAAGAUGUGGAGGGUACUUGCAGUGGCCGGCACGGGUUUGUUGUUGCCAUAACAGGCAUAGAGAAUGUCGGGAAAGGGCUUAUUCGGGAUGGCACGGGCUUUGUUACUUUUCCCGUCAAGUAUCAGUGUGUUGUCUUUCGGCCUUUUAAAGGAGAGAUCUUAGAAGCUGUGGUCUCCAUGGUUAAUAAGAUGGGUUUCUUUGCUGAAGCUGGGCCUGUUCAAAUCUUUGUGUCAAACCACCUGAUACCCGAUGACAUGGAGUUUCAGUCGGGGGAUAUGCCUAAUUACACAACUUCAGAUGGAUCUGUGAAAAUUCAAAAGGAUAGUGAGGUUCGGUUGAAGAUCAUUGGGACUAGAGUUGAUGCCACUGAAAUCUUCUGCAUUGGUACCAUCAAAGAUGAUUUCUUGGGUGUUAUUAGCGAUCCCGGUACAACUUCUUAACGCAUGGGACCUCUCACGCCUUGUAGCAAUGUAGCCUUCCUGCGUUGGUACAACUUCUUAAUGCAUGCAAUGCUUUUUAUUUCAAUAGGGCAUUUUGAAAAUGAAAUCAUGCAUGUACUGCUAUUAUAUAAACCUUGUUGCACCAACAUUUGUGGAUUUUGUAUACUGUAGUAGAUAAGAUGCACUUUGGAUUCGGCGCUUUUUUAGAAUCUAGCCUAAAGGUUUAUUUCGGUUCCAUCAUAAUUCGCUUUUAUUAUUUUGCGGAAUUAUACAGGAAUACAUGGAAUUUAGAUCAUAACA
This is a messenger RNA of Helianthus annuus (common sunflower), 1000 nucleotides long. Its product is annotated as DNA-directed RNA polymerase II subunit RPB7. Gene Ontology annotation, cellular component: P-body; RNA polymerase II, core complex. Gene Ontology annotation, biological process: positive regulation of translational initiation; transcription initiation at RNA polymerase II promoter; positive regulation of nuclear-transcribed mRNA poly(A) tail shortening. The record is from RefSeq and is a predicted model, not a curated record. The transcript has 7 exons. Gene Ontology annotation, molecular function: translation initiation factor binding; single-stranded RNA binding; single-stranded DNA binding. NCBI's taxonomy places the organism in Eukaryota, Viridiplantae, Streptophyta, Magnoliopsida, Asterales, Asteraceae. Bases 167 to 700 code for a protein of 177 amino acids.